This is a messenger RNA of Meloidogyne enterolobii, 606 nucleotides long. Lineage: Eukaryota; Metazoa; Nematoda; Chromadorea; Rhabditida; Meloidogynidae. The record is from the annotation of a GenBank genome assembly.
AUGUCAUCCAGAUUUGAAGAUGAACAGAAAAAGAGGGAUCUUGAAGAGAUUAAACAAAUGGAUAUAAAAGAUGUGAAUGGUGAGGAAUUUGGUUGUAAAGAGCAAAAAAGAUUGGUAAUUUUUAAAUUAAAAGGAAAUUUUUUUAAAUUUUCCAAGUCUAACGUUGAAGCAGGUUCAAGUAAACUAACGUUAAAACUCGUUGAAUUAUUGGUAGAAAAAAUGGAAGAUAAUAGUGAUGAUUAUUUGGAUGAACGUGGUAUUGUGUCAUUUCUCGCUCUAAUGGCUAAACAUGCGGAUGUGGAAAAUAAAGUUAGGAUGGGAGAAACUGGAGUAAUUGAGGUAAUUACAAAAUUAGUUGACGAUAAAUUCAUGGCGGGUGGUUGGUAUGCCAUAAUUGAAGUUGGAUGGUCAUUUUUGUUUUCCGUUAUGGAUGAAGCACCAAUAAAUAGAAAACUUUUCAACGAGGCUGGUGGUAAAGCAAUUUAUGAAAAAUAUUUAUCACAUCCACAAAUUGGUUCUCGUUAUUUCGAAAAUAUUCGCGAAAAUUUGGCAAAUAUUGAUAACAACAUUUUCAGUGAUAAGUUUGGAUUUUUAAUGAAUUUUUAA